AGACAGACUUAUAAAGAGCCUUAUAAAAGAGCACCUUCCACUCGUUCAGAGAGACAACUCCUGCUGUGCUGUUAUAUUUGUGGUGCUGCUGCUGAAGACUUAGGAUCCACAGGAACUAUGAGUGCAUCCAAACCCCAGCGAAGCGGUGAGGUGAGAAUCAAACACUCUCUAAAUAAGAAGGAGGAAGAGUUUGUAGCCAGAAGGAGAAACACUGUUCUACAAUGCCUGCAGAAGUUUAAUAUACACUGCAGUCAGGAUAAAGUGCCAAACAUUGCAUUACUGGGUUCUGGAGGAGGACAAAGAGCCAUGGUGGGUUUGCUGGGAUCCCUGGUUGAGCUUGAUAAAGCGGGUCUUCUGGACUGCAUCCUUUAUCUGAGCGGAGUCUCUGGAUCCACCUGGUGCAUGGCCUCCUUAUACAAAGAACCAGACUGGUCCACCAAACUAGAGACCGUGAAAGACAAAAUCAUCAAAAGACUCAGUGGAGAAGGAGUCAACUGGACAGAUAUAUUGGCCAAACUGAAGAAAUAUUACUAUGGAAAAGAUUUCUUCAGCUUGACUGAUGUCUGGGCAGUGGCGUUUGUCACAUCAUUUGUGAAAGAGGUCUGUAAAUAUAUUCAAAACAUACUGUAACCCACCAUAGCUUGU
Labeo rohita (rohu) is the source of this 645-nucleotide messenger RNA. RefSeq names its product cytosolic phospholipase A2 gamma-like. Gene Ontology annotation, biological process: glycerophospholipid catabolic process. Bases 118 to 630 code for a protein of 170 amino acids. Lineage: Eukaryota; Metazoa; Chordata; Actinopteri; Cypriniformes; Cyprinidae. Gene Ontology annotation, molecular function: calcium ion binding; calcium-dependent phospholipid binding. Gene Ontology annotation, cellular component: nucleoplasm; cytosol; nuclear envelope. The record is from RefSeq and is a predicted model, not a curated record. The transcript is spliced from 5 exons.